Messenger RNA from Panonychus citri (citrus red mite), 2463 nucleotides. RefSeq names its product protein IMPACT-B-like. Bases 682 to 1734 code for a protein of 350 amino acids. Lineage: Eukaryota; Metazoa; Arthropoda; Arachnida; Trombidiformes; Tetranychidae. Gene Ontology annotation, biological process: regulation of translational initiation. The transcript is spliced from 2 exons. Gene Ontology annotation, molecular function: protein binding. The record is from RefSeq and is a predicted model, not a curated record. Gene Ontology annotation, cellular component: cytoplasm.
UCUCUCUCCCAGAAAGAAAGACAAAGUUCACAAAAUGAACAUGAUCUUCAUCUUCUUUUUCAGGUAGAAUUAUCUUCUCUCUCUCUCUUCUCCCUCACACACAGACUCAAUUCUCUAUGUUUACAUCGUUUCAUCUUCAAUUGCAUCUCAAGUGUUCAACUAGAAACAUCUCAGGCCUUUGGUUAUAUUUGUUUCUUUUUCUUUCCCAACAAUUGGUCAUCUUUCGGUCAUCAUAUUCUCAUCCGUUCUUCUCAAUAUUUCAUCAUUUCUUUGACUUUUUUUUUCUCCAUUUUUCCUCCAACUCUUUUCAUCUUAUAAUAUUUCCAGUGUUCUUAUUUUCUGUUAACAUCCUUUGACUCUCUCUCAUUUGAAUCAUCCCAUUUGAUUUUCUCUCUCUUCUCGCCUGACUCAUCAACAUCAUUAAGAUCAUUAGAUUUGUUGAUUGUUUGCUUAAUUUGAUUGUUUUCUCAACCUCUGACUUACUCGCCAUCAAAAAAAAAGAAAAACAAAAGAAAUUGAAAAUUUUCUCUUUUCUUUUUUCAUAUCAACCCCUUCAUUCACGUGUUGCUUUUGUUUUUGUUUUCACUUCAUCUUUGUGUUCAACUUUUAAUCUAAUCCCAGGUAAUCACUGUGUUAAUUGUUUGUUCGUGUAUUUAAUUUCUUCAAUCUAAUUAGUUAAUCAUGGAUAAUGAAACACUUCGUAAAUAUGAGAUUGAAGCUCUUUCAGCCAUUUAUGGAGAUGAUCUGAUGCUGGAAGAGGAGGAAAGUCAUGGUUUCUCCGUUACUCUAACUCAUCCCGAGGAAAAUGAGAAAACAAUUAAACUUGAUAUUAGAUUUUCUCUUGAUUAUCCUCUUAAUGGUCCACCUUAUUAUACUCUAAGUGCUCCAUGGAUGUCACGUAAUCUCAAAAGUAGAUUAGUUGGUGAAUUAAAUACAAUUUACUUGGACAAUCAAGGUGAAUCCAUAUUGUAUAUGUGGAUUGAAAAAGCUCGUGAAUAUUUUGAUAAAGAUGAAAACGUUGAUUCAAUUAACGGUUCAACUAAUGAAACAACCGGUGGAAAUUCAAUCACCCCUGAUAACAAUUGUGAUGAACAAUUAACACCUUCUUUACAUGGUAAUAAAUAUCAACACUGUUCAGGUAAACUGAAUGAAGAUAUUGAUGAAGGAGGUGAUGGAGGAGGCGGUGGAGAUGAAAAUGAUGAAAAUGCUGAAUAUAAAUACGAGGAGUUUGAUUAUCAUCAUUAUCAUCAUCAUAAAGAUCACAAUGGAGUCGCUAAUGAUAUUAAAUUUGUCCAUGGAGAGCCAAUUGUUGAUCGUCGAAGUGUUUUCCAAGCUCAUAUCUGUCCGGUUGAUUGUAUUGUCCAAGUUCAAUCAGCUUUGGUCACUUUGAAGGCGAACAAGAAAAUAGACAAUGCAACUCAUAAUAUUGUCGCUUAUCGUAUAGCCGGAGGCGGGGGUGGCAGUGGCGGUGGAUCAUCUCAUCACACUUUCAUUCAGGAUUUUGAUGAUGACGGUGAAACUGCCGCCGGUGCCCGUUUACUUCAUCUUCUUCAAAUUUUGGAUGUUAAAAAUGUCCUCGUUGUGGUAAGUCGUUGGUACGGCGGAGUGAAUCUUGGAGCCGAUCGAUUCAAGCACAUAAACAAUGUCGCUCGCGAUUUACUCGUUAAAUGUGGUUACAUUGAGGCCGCUGUCCAAGAGAAAUCAAAUUCAAAUCGAAAGAAAAAAUCUAAAUAACAAUUAACUUUCAAUGAUUCUCGUUCAACAAUUGGCUUUAAUUAUUGAGAAUCAUUUUUUCAUCUCUCUCUCUCUUUCAUCAUCAAUUUUUUUACUAAUUAUAUAUUAAUCUCUAGCAAUUAAUUUCUUCAAACUAAUCAACGUCUCAUAUAAUUCAUUCAACUUAUUAUUAUCAUCUGUCCAAAUUAAUACAAUCAAUUCAAUUACCUCAAAGUUUCUUGUAUAUUGAUAGUUUCGCCACUAAUUGUAACAAUUUGAUCCAUAGAUCGAUUAGUUCAUUAAUCGAAAUCAAAUUGAUUUCUCCUUAAUUGUCGACUGAUGAUUUCUAUCUUUUCGUCAAUCCUUAUAAUCAUUUUCUCUUGGGUAAACAAUUAAUUAAAGUCUCUCUCUCUUUAAUUCUUAAUCAUUUUGAGAUUAGUAAAUGUACUCAAAUGUUUAAUUUGAAUUACUUUUCUCAUCUCAAGAAAUUAACUAAUAAUUCAUCUUGAUCAUUUCCCUCUCACGAUUUAGAUUUAUUUAUAAUCUAAUUACUUUUUUAUAUAUCCUUUUAAUAUUGGGACCUUAAUUUUGAUAAUUUAAAAUCAAACAAUUAACAUUAAUCACUUUGAAUUAUCAUUUCAAAUGAUUGAUCUCAAAAUAAAACCUUUCAUUAAAUUGUAACAAUCUGAUUAAUCUCAAGACAACAAAGCAUUUCUUAAUCUCUGCCAUUUUUUAAACUAAGAAAACAAU